AUGUUUGAGUUUAUUCCGAGUUGCGACUUCGCGAAGCCGGGUGAACUCUGCGAGGGCAUGUUCGACAUUGGGGCCGAGGGGUCGCCCGAGACUCCCAUCUGCGGUACUAGAAACGAUUUGGGCAAUUGUCUAACUCGAAGUGUCUACAGGAAAAGUAUGCCGACGACGACGUCUACAAGCAGGAUAGCCGCAACAACAGCACCCAGCUUUGAGUCUACCUAUUCCCAGGUUGGCCUGUGGCAGCAUGCUGGGCCGUGUGAAGUGCUCGACGGAUGCUUGCGCAGCCCGAAUUUCCCAGCUGCCUAUGGUGUGAACGAGUCCUGCAUAGCAUCACUGCCGGACUUCUUCGUGGUGAAGGUUGUAUCCUUCGCAACAGAGAGCUUCGAAGAUCUCCUUACCGUGUCUGGUAGGUCUUACAGUGGUCCACAGUGGUUGGGUCCACAGCUCGUGGUAGUCCACUCCCAAAUAUUUUGGCAUUCUGGCGGGACAGCAGCUGAUUCAGAUAGAGGUUGGGAACUGUGCAUCGAGGAUCUGCCUUCGUGCGCAGAUGGCUUGCCACUCAUGCCGGUCUCCAUUCCAGACUGCCCUUUGGGGACGCAAGCCUUGCCAGACUGUCAGAACGCUGCUCCGGGCGAGUUUUGCGAGGGUGAUGGAAGCUGUGGCACGCGAACCGACAUUGACAAUUGCUAUGACAGCAGCUUCACCCACCCCCCUACGCGCGAUGUGUACAGAAAGAACCAAGCAGCAAAUGAGACAAUGCAGCAUGAACAUACAACUGUCAAUUUCACCAGCGCAACCACGACAACAUUUGGGGACCAUGGAACUCCAUGGCAGCAUGCUGGGCCGUGUGAA
Symbiodinium sp. CCMP2456 is the source of this 852-nucleotide messenger RNA. The record is from the annotation of a GenBank genome assembly. Lineage: Eukaryota; Dinophyceae; Suessiales; Symbiodiniaceae.